Tinamus guttatus (white-throated tinamou) is the source of this 2079-nucleotide messenger RNA. Lineage: Eukaryota; Metazoa; Chordata; Aves; Tinamiformes; Tinamidae. The record is from RefSeq and is a predicted model, not a curated record.
AUGUCAGGCACUGGGGAGCUUUUGAAAGCAGCUGGUGAUUUUGGACCGUUUCAGAAAUGGCUGCUGGUGCUCGCCUCCCUCCCGUGCUUCAGCCUGUCUUUCCACCAGUUUUGUCAACUCUUCAUGGUCCCAGAUGUUCCUCACCACUGCGACACCAGCUGGAUCCGGGCGCUCGGUCCCAACCUGACGGAGGAGGAGCAGCUGAACCUCACGGUGCCCCGCGGGCCGAGCGGGGAGUACGAGCAGUGCUCCAUGUACUCGCCCGUGGAGUGGGACCUCGACUCCAUCGUGGCCUAUGGCCUCAACGCCACGCAGGAGUGCAGCAGCGGCUGGGUGUACCCUGCGGACCAUGAGGAGACGCUGGUCAUUCAGAACGUUUCUGUUCAUUUAAACGACGUGUUCCAGUACAGCCUGACCAUGGGAGUCGCCACCGUGUUUGCGUUUGGAGAUAUUUUAAACGCUCUGGGGGAGUUUGGGCGAUUUCAGAAAUGGCUGGUGGUGCUGCUCUCCCUCCCAGUCCCUUUGACUGCUUUCCAUAUGCUUGGCCAACUCUUCAUGUUGGUGGAUGUGCCCCAUUACUGCGACACCAGCUGGAUCCGGGCGCUCGGUCCCAACCUGACGGAGGAGGAGCAGCUGAACCUCACGGUGCCCCGCGGGCCGAGCGGGGAGUACGAGCAGUGCUCCAUGUACUCGCCCGUGGAGUGGGACCUCGACUCCAUCGUGGCCUAUGGCCUCAACGCCACGCAGAAGUGCAGCAGCGGCUGGGUGUACCCGUCCACACAAACGCCAUCCCUGCUGACUGAGUUUGACCUUGUGUGCGACAAGAAGGACCUGAAUGACAUCUCCCAAGCCGUUUACAUGCUGGGGCUUCUCCUGGGAGCCAUGUUCUUUGGGCCCCUAAGUGACAGGAUCGGUCGCCGGCCUGUUGUUCUAGUCUCCAUGCUCAUCCAGGGCUUGUUUGGCGUUGCAAUUGCCUUUGUGCCCGAUUUCUAUGUGUACAUGGCCUUCAGGUGCGUCGUGGGAGCUUCUAUGUCCGGGAUCACCAUGACGAUAUUGGCCUUAGCUAUGGAAUGGGUUGGUGUCUCCUACCGGCCCCACGCAGUGCUUCUUUCUCACUGCUGUUUUGCCAUCGGACAGAUGAUUUUGGCUGGCUUGAGUUAUGGUAUUCGCAACUGGAGGCUGUUGCAGAUUGCAGGAUCUGUUCCUAUAUUUGCCCUUUUCUUCUACUUCUGGGUCCUACCAGAAUCAGCUCGGUGGCUGAUGACAAAAGGUAGAAUAGAAGAAGCUAAGAAGAUCCUUCAGAAGGCAGCAUCCAUCAACAAGCGCACCAUCCCACCAGGGCUCCUCGAGCAGCUAAAACCUGAGGCACAGACCAAGCCUGGAAGUACUAUGGAUCUCUUCCGGAAGAAGCACCUGCGCAAGGUGACGUUAAUCAUGUUAUGCACCUGGUUUGCCAAUAGCCUUGUCUACUAUGGGAUCAGCCUGAAUGUGACAAAUUUUGGACUGGACAUCUACCUGACGCAGCUUGCCUUUGGAGCGGUGGAAAUCCCAGCUCGUGCAUCUUGUAUCUGGUUCCUACAGUGGUUUGGGAGGAAGAAAUCCCAGGGUUUUCUCCUGCUGCUGAGUGGUCUGGUGUGUCUGAUCAUCACUGGCAUCCCUGAAGAUCAGCCCGUGGUGAUCACCGUUCUGGCCGUCAUUGGGAAGUUUGCGACCUCGGCCUCCUUCUCCGCCUCCUACGUAUACACGGCAGAGCUGUUCCCCACCGUGGUCAGGCAGACCGGCGCGGGGCUGUGCAACAUGUCGGCGCGGGUGGCGGGGAUCAUCGCGCCGCUGAUCCGCCUGCUCGGACGCUACCACCGCGCCGUGCCCAUGGCCAUCUUCGGGAGCGCCCCCGUCCUGGCGGGGCUGCUCUGCUUCCUGCUGCCCGAGACCCGCGGCAUGGACCUCGUAGAUGACACCUCGGCGGCUGCUCCCCAGCACAGGUCCCCUGAAAACACCAACAGGACCUCUGAAAACGGACACGUGAAAGCAAAAGGUGGUGGCCCAGACAAAGAAUGUGCAGAGACCACGUACUUCUAG